Molecule: messenger RNA, 1564 nt
Organism: Camellia sinensis
Lineage: Eukaryota; Viridiplantae; Streptophyta; Magnoliopsida; Ericales; Theaceae
Source: RefSeq, a predicted model, not a curated record
CUCUCUCUCUCUCUCUCUCUCGUGUAAAAACUAUGUUCAUAAAUAUAUUAAUAUAAAAUGAAGCACACUUCAUCUACAUCACAUUUAGAAGUUAUAACAAAGCUGAAGUUUACAGAAACUUCUGUAUGUAGAAAAAGAUUGAUAUUUUUUUAUGAUUAAUAGGAGAAGGAAAUAAAAGCACCCCACAAGGGCACAAUAAUUAUAUAUAUAUAUAUAUAUAGACAAUGAGUUGUGCUAAUAAGUUGGGUAGUGAAGGGCUGAGAUGGGCCAUCAUUGUUGCAGCAAACAGAAAGUCAAGAGGGGGCUGUGGUCUCCUGAAGAAGAUAAGAAGCUCAUCACAUACAUCAGCAGCCAUGGCCAUGGCUGUUGGAGUUCUGUUCCUAAACUAGUAGGCUUGCAAAGGUGCGGAAAGAGUUGCAGACUAAGGUGGAUAAAUUACUUGAGGCCAGAUCUCAAGAGGGGUUCUUUUACUGAACAAGAAGAGAGAAUCAUCAUUGAUGUUCAUAGAAUUCUAGGCAACAGAUGGGCUCAGAUAGCCAAACACCUCCCUGGUAGAACUGACAAUGAAGUCAAGAACUUUUGGAACUCAUGCAUCAAGAAAAAGCUCAUCUCACUUGGCUUAGAUCCAAACACUCACAAUCUUCUCUCUCCCCAUCAAACUACCACCAAUGCAACCAAAUACUCUCACAACAACCAAAAACAACAAAAUACUUCUGCUUUCUCCAUAACUUCCCACGGCAAUGAUGCUUCAAUGGACACGAAAACACCUUUUGCAACAUUUCCUUCUCUUCCAUCUUCUCAUACUAGUUCUACUUCUACCAAUCCUAAUAAUCCUAUCUCAUUGUAUGAAAACUCAACCAUUACUACUGCUUCUACCUUUGAAUACCAAAGCCCUAGAAAUCAAAUUGUGAAUUCCUUGAUGCACGCUUCCUUGCAUCAGUUGGUAUCAGAACCCUGUAUCAAGUUUGCUAGGCGACCUUUAAUGGAAAGGACACAAUUUUUAUCCUCUACCUCGAAUCCAUCCGGGUUCGGGGCUAUAGAUGAGAAUUGCAUGUGGGGUACUAAUUCAGAACCCCUUGGAGUAAUGCAGCCACAACAAGAGAAGACUUGUGAAGGGGAUCAAAUGGAUGAAGUUGACAUUAAUAUGGAUAAUUCAUUGAUAGAGAGCUCUAACUUCGAUUUUGAGUUUGUGGAGUCGGGGCUUUUGCCUUGUGGAAUGUAUUGCAAUGUGAGUCCUAUGGAUCAACUUGCAUGGGAUUGUUAAUUUCUCAUCGAUAUAUUCUUUCUUCUUUUACUUUUUGGAGUCUCAUAGUCUUCAAAAAGGGGUGGUGAUAAUCUUGAAAUUUACAGCUAUUGCAAAAGCAGUAUCAAAUGUUUAUCUAGGAGCAAUAAUUCGGAUUCAACAUUUGCAUCAUAAAAGUCCUCCCUCAAUGCGAGUGGUACGUGUAUAUAAAGAAGUGAGCCAAAAACCAGAUGGAAUCAAUCAAUGGAAGUCUGAAAGAUGAAUUUAUGUACAAAUAUGCAAUUUAUUUAAUUGGUUUAUUUAUGUUCUUGAUCUCAUUCA